AUGAAGACAGACAAAGACUUAUCGAUGCCACAGUGUGUCCUUACGAAAACGAUGCGGGCACUGACAACGAAAAAAAGAGAGUUUAUUAAGUUACGAAAGAAUCUUAUAUCGCAACAGAAUUUAUUAUUGGAAACUUAUGCAUCAUUAAAAGAACUCGAAACAAAAGUAGGAGUCACUGAUGACAGUUUGGGAGAUAUUCGUUUGUUAUCAGUUUCCAAUUGGCCAGCACACGACCUACUGCUACUCGUGAGGAAUGAUUUAGCAACACGUCAAAAUUUAGACAUAAGGGAUGGUUUUGCACCUCAAGUGCUACAACAGCUGUACGCGCAGUUGAAACUGAUUUCUGAAGAGGUAUUGACCGCAAAUACGGAGAUAAUUGCGCGACGAAAUGAAAUUUUAAAUCUUAUGCGUUCUAAGUAUCGUGCUGAUCGAUCUACUUACCUGACAAAUCUAGAAUGGAAAAAUAAAAAUUUGGAAUUCGAUGAGCAAACUGAGAGAAUAAAUAAAAUGGCAACUGACUUAGCACAGAAUUUGGAGGUGAAAAUAAAUCAAGCGCUUGAAUUGGCAAAAAUACCAUGGGUUGAUCGAGAAGCGUUAGUUAAUAAAGUAGAACGCUUGCAGAAUGAAAAUUCAAUUUUGCAACAGAAAAUAGAAGAUAUUUCAAAACAAAAUAGCGAAGAUUGCAACGAAGAGACAAUGAUAGCGGCUUCAAAAUAUGAGGGUCUAUCCGAAGAAUUGACGAAAGAACGAACCGCAAAAGAAGCGCUAAAGGAAGUAGUGUCUGCAGCUGAAAGUAUGCUCCGGGUCGCACGAUCUCGCAUUGCAACCUUGGAAAGACAACUCAAGGAAACGAAAUUUGAACUUGAGACAGCGCGGCGCAAGCAUAAAGAAUUAGAACAACUAUAUCGCCACCGCGAGACGAGUUACGAUACUCGGGCGAAGAAAUUAAUGGAAGUUUCUAAGACUGGAGAAAUGACUAUAGAGGCAUUGUCGCAGCAGCGUGAUGCCCUUGAACUGAGGGUUAAAGAAUUACGGGAGCAAGCUGAAGCAGCCGAGAAGGCAGCAGCAGAUCGUGAAGAUGAACAACGAGCGCGCGUUGAUUACCUACAGGCGAAGGUAGCCGAAAAGGAAAAAGUUAAGGCAGAAGCCGAGUUGCAUGUAGAUGAACUCAGAUGUCGAAUCAAAGAACUAGAAGACGAGUUGUUAGUGCUACGAGAACGAUGUGCGCGGCUCGUGGAUAUCGAGAAACAGCAUUGUCUGGAUUAUUUACCUGCUAAAGAAAACGAGCCAUCGGAUCGUGAGACUGAAAUUUGGAAAGAGCUUCAAAUAACACGAGCCGCACUGACAAGAGUUGAAGAUGAACUGCGCCAGAGCCGCGCUGAUAAAGACAGUUUUUUAAAUUCGCUGUCGAGAAUUGCACAAGAGGAGGGCGAUAAAGAAGAAAAAAUGGCCACCGAGUUGUUGGAUAGGGAGCAAAAAAUCUCAAGAUUGCAACUUUUAAUAGAAGAACAGCGGGAAAACGAAAAAAUAAUGGAGCAAGGCAUGACCGAUUACGAAAACCAAUUGGCAGCUUUACGGCUUGAGGUGAAACGUUUGAAGAAUUACGACUUCUACGCCCGUGACACUCCUUAUCAGGAUCUUCAAACUGAGUUGUUGGAAAUGCAAAUGCAAGUGGCAACACUGACGCGUGAACGAUCAGCUUUGGUGACUGCGGCCGCAUCGCGCGCCUUAAUGCUGGAGAGACACGAGCGAGCUGCCGAUUUGUUCGCCAAAGUUACCAGAGCACGCCGGGAGCUGACUGCACAACUUGAGACUCAGAGCACAAGGACAAAUGAAGAUACGAGUGUUGACGUAACACUGUCUUCUUUAUGCGCAAAUGCGGCAGACACGUGGUCGGCGUUGCAAUCGGAGAGAGCCCGUGUGCUUCAGUUGGAGAGCGCAGUGCUGGCACAAAGCCUACAGCUGGAGAGAGAAGGUCGUGUGCGUACGCAACUGGAGAGACGCAGAGCUUUAUUGGAGAGACAAAUCAUACGCGCUCAUCACACACCCACCUCAGAAUGUUCUUUGAUGAGUAAUCGAAGCUUGUUAAUAUAA
Messenger RNA from Parnassius apollo (apollo), 2094 nucleotides. The record is from the annotation of a GenBank genome assembly. NCBI's taxonomy places the organism in Eukaryota, Metazoa, Arthropoda, Insecta, Lepidoptera, Papilionidae.